AUGCAAGAUGUUGUUAAAGAUGAGGUUGUGAAAUUGCUUGAUGCGGGUAUUUUGUAUGCUAUAGCAGACUUUAAGUGGGUGAGUCCAGUUCAGGCGUCUGAAUUUUUCUACAAAGAAAGAUCAUUUUCCCACCCGUUCAUUGAUCAAAUGCUAGAGAUUUUGGCCUAUCACAAGUACUUUUGCUAUCUGGAUGGUUAUUUUGGCUUUUCUAAAAUUCCCAAACAUCUAGAUGAUCAGGAAAAGACCACAUUUACAUGUCCCUAUGCUUUAUGGCAUAUUUGGAAAAACAGGAAUACACCCGUGUUUGAGCUAAAGAUGGUUAAUGCUUUUUCCCUCAAGGGUGGAUCUUUUACUGCAAAUCAAAAUUAG
Messenger RNA from Spinacia oleracea (spinach), 369 nucleotides. RefSeq lists its product as uncharacterized. Lineage: Eukaryota; Viridiplantae; Streptophyta; Magnoliopsida; Caryophyllales; Amaranthaceae. The record is from RefSeq and is a predicted model, not a curated record. The coding region runs from base 1 to 369 and encodes 122 amino acids. The transcript has 3 exons.